Messenger RNA from Sorex fumeus (smoky shrew), 2944 nucleotides. It is a transcript of the gene ZNF366, whose product is annotated as zinc finger protein 366. NCBI's taxonomy places the organism in Eukaryota, Metazoa, Chordata, Mammalia, Eulipotyphla, Soricidae. Bases 125 to 2332 code for a protein of 735 amino acids. The transcript is spliced from 5 exons. The record is from RefSeq and is a predicted model, not a curated record. Gene Ontology annotation, molecular function: RNA polymerase II cis-regulatory region sequence-specific DNA binding; DNA-binding transcription factor activity. Gene Ontology annotation, biological process: regulation of transcription by RNA polymerase II.
UCCCCUGCAAUCUGUACACAAGAGAAGGAGGGAGAGAGAGGGAAAGAGGCAGACAGCAGAGGAUCAGGUAAGGCACGGGGGUCGCUGCAGCCACUCAGCCUCAAAAGCUGGGCAACUGCCAAGGAUGCAGAAGGAAAUGAAGAUGGUCAAGGACGAAGACAUGCAUUUCAACGUGGGCGUGAAGAGGGGCCCCUCUUUCCCGCACUGUCUGCAGCCAGCGGUCUCUCGAGGAAAAGCACCCGCAAGACUCCCCUUCCCAGAAGCCCUCCGGGGCCCCUUCUCCCAGUUUCGCUAUGAACCUCCGCCAGGGGACCUCGACGGCUUCCCGGGGGCCUUCGAAGGCGGAGGGUCUCGUAAACGGAAGAGCAUGCCCACCAAGAUGCCUUGCGCCCCGACGGCAGAGGAAGGCGGCCUGGCCCCGCAGGCAGACGACAGCAAACCCCAGGCCACGCCCAACCUCCCGCUGCUCUUCCCGCAGCCACAGCGCCCCAAGUACGACUCGCAGAUGAUCGACCUGUGCAACGUGGGCUUCCAGUUCUACCGCACACUGGAGCCCCUCGGCGGCAAGCCGGUGAAGCAGGAGCCAGUGAAGCCCAGCGCUGUGUGGCCCCAGCCCGCGGCCCCGCCCUUCCUGCCUGGCCCCUACCCCUACUACCCCAAGGUCCCGGCCGGCCUCCUGUUCCCCUUCUUCGUGCCCGCGUCCUCCCCGUACCCCUUUGGCCGCCACGCCUUCCUGCCCAAGCCCACGCCCGAGCCGCGUGCGCCCCGGCCGGCCGAGGCGCGGGAGGGCGACGAGGCCAAGCAGAAGGUGGAGCGCGUGGACGUGAACGUGCAGAUCGACGACAGCUACUACGUGGACGUGGGCGGCGCGCAGAAGCGCUGGCAGUGCCCCACGUGUGAGAAGUCCUACACGUCCAAGUACAACCUGGUCACGCACAUCCUGGGCCACAGCGGCAUCAAGCCGCACGCCUGCGCGCGCUGCGGGAAGCUCUUCAAGCAGCUCAGCCACCUGCACACGCACAUGCUCACGCACCAGGGCACGCGGCCGCACAAGUGCCAGGUGUGCCACAAGGCCUUCACGCAGACCAGCCACCUGAAGCGCCACAUGAUGCAGCACAGCGAGGUGAAGCCGCACAACUGCCGCGUGUGCGGCCGCGGCUUCGCCUACCCCAGCGAACUCAAGGCGCACGAGGCCAAGCACGCCAGCGGGCGCGACAACAUCUGCGUGGAGUGCGGCCUCGACUUCCCCACCCUGGCCCAGCUCAAGCGCCACCUCACCACGCACCGGGGCCCCAUCCAGUACAACUGCUCCGAGUGCGACAAGACCUUCCAGUACCCCAGCCAGCUGCAGAACCACAUGAUGAAGCACAAGGACAUCCGGCCCUACAUCUGCUCCGAGUGCGGCAUGGAGUUCGUGCAGCCGCACCACCUCAAGCAGCACUCGCUCACGCACAAGGGCGUGAAGGAGCACAAGUGUGGCAUCUGCGGGCGGGAGUUCACCCUGUUGGCAAACAUGAAGAGGCACGUGCUGAUCCACACCAACAUCCGGGCCUACCAGUGUCACCUCUGCUACAAGAGCUUUGUACAGAAACAGACCCUCAAGGCGCACAUGAUCGUCCACUCGGACGUGAAGCCUUUCAAAUGCAAGCUAUGUGGGAAGGAGUUCAACCGCAUGCACAACCUCAUGGGACACAUGCACCUGCACUCCGACAGCAAACCCUUCAAAUGCCUUUACUGCCCCAGCAAGUUCACACUGAAGGGCAACCUGACACGCCACAUGAAGGUCAAGCAUGGGGUCAUGGAGAGGGGCCUGCACGCUCAAGGUUUUGGAAGGGGAAGACUUGCCCUGGGACAGACGGGGGUCCUGAGGAGUCUAGAGCAGGAGGAGCCCUUCGACCUUUCCCAGAAGCGCCCAGGGAAGGGGCCAGCAUUCCAGUCUGAUCAGGAGAGCGCCAGGGGCAGCUCCUGCCAUGAGGAAGAAGAGGAGGAAGAUCACUGCUAUGAUGUUGAACAGGAAGGCCCAGCCCUGGCACCCCAGGGUCUGUCUGCCGAGGUUGAGCAGGCCCCCAGGGCACUCGGGGAAGCCAGUGAGGAGGAGAAGGAGGAUGAGCAGAGUGGAGGUCAGGAGAAGAGCAAGGACAGUGGUGGGGCAGAGGACGGCCAGGAGGGAGACCUGGAUCCCAGAGAAGAAUCUGUCAGCCUCAGGCACCUGCAGGGCACUCGGAGGGGCUCCUCCUUCCCUGAUUACUUGUACUUCAAGCACAGAGAUGAGAGUUUAAAAGAAUUACUGGAGAGGAAAAUGGAGAAGCAAGCAAUGCUUUUAGGUAUCUAAGUGGACAGUUUUAAAAUUACAUUUGGAAAAUGGGAGUGAGGCGGUCCAAAUGCAGCUUUCUGCCUGGAUUGGCCUUUGUUGGACAGGAGUGAGGUGCUUGUCCUUACAGAUGGCUCCAGCUACGGUGCAGGGGUGGUUGCCAGCAAUGUAGAAGCGUCUCCCUUCUUUCCUGGGGCCCUUGUGUUUCACACACCCAAGGGCUGCUUCAGUGUUGGUUAGCGUCUCCCAGCUAACAAGCUGUAGAUAUUUUUUUGGUUUCUAUAAUAAGCUGAUAUGAAGGUGUUUAUUUAGAGAUUCUAUUUUCCUUGAAUAAUAGUUGCAAGAAUAUGGUGCUUGGUGUGUUAUCUUGUUAAUGACUAUUUAGGUGAAUCUGUGAAAGUUACAAUAUCUUUCCAGGUAGAUGAACAUAUUAGUAGUUGUAUAUAUAAAAAUCGCCUUUAUUCCAUAAUCAAACAUGCCAGAAACAGCAAGAGGGCGAGUUCUUGAAAGGGACAUGCUCAAGCAGAGGCUGUAGAAAGAAAUUUUCAGAACAGGAAUAAUUUUGACUAAGAAGAAUUAGGUUAUAUUUAAGAUUCCUGCCAGGUCCUGCCCUGUUGGGUCUUAGCUGCCUGG